AUGGCCAUGAUGACCAGGUUCGUUUUCCCCCUGAUGGUUGUAGUGCUGAUAAUGCUGCUGGCAUCUUCGGGAUCGUCGUCAGCGCGGCGGCUUGAAGGCGAUACAUGGGCCGGCGAGGCCACCUCCGGUGACCAUCCUGUCAUACAGUCUAUCAAACACCUGUACCUGCAGCAGAAAGGUGCAGAUCACUCCUGCGGGAGUUUUAGCCCACAGAAUCCGUCAUGCCACCACGGCUGA
Miscanthus lutarioriparius is the source of this 237-nucleotide messenger RNA. The record is from the annotation of a GenBank genome assembly. NCBI's taxonomy places the organism in Eukaryota, Viridiplantae, Streptophyta, Magnoliopsida, Poales, Poaceae.